This is a messenger RNA of Drosophila grimshawi, 3061 nucleotides long. Its product is annotated as V-type proton ATPase catalytic subunit A. Gene Ontology annotation, molecular function: ATP binding; proton-transporting ATPase activity, rotational mechanism; ATP hydrolysis activity. The coding region runs from base 262 to 2106 and encodes 614 amino acids. NCBI's taxonomy places the organism in Eukaryota, Metazoa, Arthropoda, Insecta, Diptera, Drosophilidae. The record is from RefSeq and is a predicted model, not a curated record. The transcript has 5 exons. Gene Ontology annotation, cellular component: lysosomal membrane; proton-transporting V-type ATPase, V1 domain. Gene Ontology annotation, biological process: ATP metabolic process; proton transmembrane transport.
AGUUCACAACUCGUACACAUAGCAUAGCUGACAACUGUAAAGCUUUACACGAAAGCUCAAUCGUAUGUGCUUGUGCUUUGUACUGUGAUCAUUGUGAUCGACUUCCAUUCCGACGCAUUGGAACAACUUUUCGAACUACGAGCAACAAGUUGGCCAGCGCUGCUGCUCAGUCGGUUUUAGUUCUGUUGGAGUAAAGCAGCAGCAACGUUCAACGCAAGUGGAACGCCAAAAUAGAAAAUUGUAGAUUCCAAGUAAAGCAACAUGUCCAACUUAAAGCGUUUCGAUGACGAGGAGCAGGAGUCCAAAUAUGGACGCGUCUUCGCCGUCUCUGGUCCUGUCGUUACGGCGGAGUGCAUGUCCGGCUCUGCUAUGUACGAGCUGGUGCGUGUGGGCUACUAUGAGCUGGUGGGUGAGAUUAUCCGUCUAGAGGGUGACAUGGCCACCAUUCAGGUGUACGAGGAAACCUCGGGCGUCACAGUCGGUGAUCCCGUCCUGCGCACGGGCAAGCCGUUGUCGGUCGAACUGGGUCCCGGUAUUAUGGGAAGCAUUUUUGAUGGUAUCCAGCGUCCGUUGAAGGACAUCAACGAACUGACCGAGUCCAUUUAUAUACCCAAGGGUGUCAAUGUGCCAUCUCUGUCACGUGUGGCCAGCUGGGAAUUCAAUCCGCUAAACGUAAAGGUCGGCUCCCACAUCACCGGCGGAGAUCUGUACGGUCUCGUGCACGAGAACACACUGGUCAAGCACAAGAUGAUCGUCUACCCACGUGCCAAGGGCACAGUGCGCUAUAUUGCCCCCUCAGGCAACUACAAAGUGGACGAUGUUGUGCUGGAGACAGAAUUCGAUGGCGAGAUCACCAAGCACACCAUGUUGCAAGUGUGGCCGGUGCGUCAGCCACGUCCCGUUACCGAGAAGCUGCCCGCCAAUCAUCCCCUGCUUACCGGACAGCGUGUCCUCGACUCCCUCUUCCCCUGCGUCCAGGGCGGCACCACAGCCAUUCCCGGUGCCUUCGGUUGCGGCAAGACUGUCAUCUCCCAGGCUUUGUCCAAGUACUCCAAUUCGGAUGUCAUCAUCUAUGUCGGUUGCGGUGAGCGCGGUAAUGAGAUGUCUGAGGUAUUGCGUGAUUUCCCCGAACUGUCUGUUGAAAUCGAUGGCGUAACGGAAUCCAUCAUGAAGCGUACGGCUCUGGUGGCCAACACCUCCAACAUGCCUGUCGCUGCUCGUGAGGCUUCCAUUUACACUGGCAUCACGCUCUCAGAAUACUUCCGUGACAUGGGUUACAACGUCUCCAUGAUGGCUGAUUCCACCUCCCGUUGGGCUGAGGCUCUGCGUGAGAUCUCCGGUCGUCUCGCUGAAAUGCCUGCCGAUUCCGGUUAUCCGGCUUAUCUGGGUGCACGUCUCGCCUCCUUCUACGAGCGUGCCGGUCGCAUCAAGUGUUUGGGUAAUCCCGAGCGUGAGGGUUCCGUGUCCAUUGUGGGUGCUGUCUCACCACCCGGUGGUGAUUUCUCCGAUCCCGUUACGUCCGCUACUCUGGGUAUUGUGCAGGUGUUCUGGGGUCUGGACAAGAAGUUGGCCCAGCGCAAACAUUUCCCCUCCAUCAACUGGCUCAUCUCGUACUCGAAGUAUAUGCGUGCCCUGGACGAUUUCUAUGACAAGAACUUCGCCGAAUUUGUGCCACUGCGUACCAAGGUCAAGGAAAUUCUGCAAGAGGAAGAGGAUCUAUCCGAAAUUGUGCAACUUGUGGGCAAGGCAUCGUUGGCGGAGACCGACAAGAUCACCCUCGAGGUGGCCAAGCUGCUCAAGGAUGAUUUCCUGCAGCAGAACUCGUAUUCGUCCUAUGAUCGUUUCUGCCCCUUCUACAAGACCGUCGGCAUGCUGAAGAACAUCAUCGAUUUCUACGAUAUGGCCCGUCACUCUGUCGAAUCGACAGCCCAAUCCGAGAACAAGAUCACCUGGAACGUCAUCCGUGAGGCUAUGGGCAAUAUUAUGUACCAGUUGUCCUCCAUGAAAUUCAAGGAUCCCGUCAAGGAUGGUGAGGCCAAGAUCAAGGCUGACUUCGAGCAGCUGCAUGAGGAUUUGCAGCAGGCCUUCAGAAAUCUGGAGGAUUAGAGCACGUUGUCCGUACUUUUACACCCUAAUCUAAUAUUGUUAUGUAGUUAACUUUUACAAAUUGCAACAGAAAACAAUUCCGUGCAACAACAGCAGCAAUCGCAACAAAAGAUUCCAAGCGUCCAGAAAAAAAAAAUCUAUUGUUAACAUUCCUUGUUUAAAAAGUCAGAGAUAUGAAAACAUUCCAGCCUGCGGUUGCUACUUCCCCACUCUACUUGCAACAACAACAGCCACAGCAACUAACUAACGUCCUUCUAUGUACUUCCAUUGCCAAUACAUACACAGAGACACACACACGCAUACACACACAUACACACACACACGCAGUUACAAAUGCAUGCAUAGUAUUAUUGUUUAAUGAAUGGAAAUUCUUUUGUUUAUUUGUGAAAAAAGUCAUGUUUUCUCUUUGUUUGUUUGUUUUUAAACUUAUGUAAAUAUUUAAAGUAUGAAAUAUUAAAUGUACGAAUAAAGUGCAAACAACAAAUACAUUUAAUGUAAUUGAAAGCAGACCUAUCUACCUCUCUCUCUCACUCUCACUCUAUUCCUUUCUCUCUGUUUAUAUAGUGCCCUCUUAUGGCAUGUGUGGAAUGAAAAAUUAAUUCCAGUGAUGUAAUUCCAAAUAAUUAUACUCCUCCUUUUUUUGUAUUCUCCUUUAAAUCUGUUUUGAGCGCGCAACACAUCAAUUUUUUACAAUUUAAUUUUCUUUCUCUGUACCCUUUUGCCACAACAACAACAAUUAUUUUAUACUAAUGGGAACCAAAAGCAACAACAAAGAAAUAUUCACAGUGCAGAUCAUGUUCUCUUUACUUCUUUUAUAACCUGGAAAAGCAACCAAAAUUUUAAAUUUGGUUGCUGUCCGCAGUGUUUGGACAAAAAGUAAUAUAUUUUUUUUGCUGUUAGCGAUUUUUUUUUACUUCCUUACAUAAUCUUAUGUGUUACAAUUACAAUUUGAAUA